UUAGUUCGACCGGCAGCACCGUCGUGGCUUGUCCUGUGUGUGUGUUUGUGUGUUGUAUUUUGUGCGAUUUGCGCGCGUUCUCGCUGUUCGUCGAGUUUGUUUACUUUUCGUGACAAUUUUUUUUUUUAAUUUUAUUUGUUCAUUUGGACGUUUUAGCGCGCCCGCGUGUGUUGCGGGUCUUAACGCAAUCCGUAUCCGUUAGUAAAUAUCAGAAAAACUUCACGGUGUCGCGUGUGUGUGUGUGUGACAUAUACCUACCCACACCAGACUGAGGAUAUUUUGAAUUUGAACGCGAACCGCCUGAACUGCUGCGGCUCUGUGAAACCUGAAGUGCCCGGGAUUUCCCUCGACUAAAGUGAGUAAACUGCAGCAAUUGCCUAAGAAUUAAAUUCAAUCCACAUAAACGACUGUUCGCGGUAAAUGGUACAGAAACGCAAACGCAGUUCAAGAGCAAUUUAUAGGCCAGUCCGGACGAAGAAACAAUAAAAUAUCGCGGCGGAUCAACACAAUCCGGCGCUACAUCCGUGCUGCCUGUCCUUUGUGCGGUCUAAAAGAAAAUCAAAACUACUAGAGCGCAUCUCCGCUUCUAAUCCCGCACCCGGGGGCGACGAUGGAACCAGACGGGAUCAGAUUGCAUCUCGCGGGGACCAACAGAAGAUCGUUUGAUCACGAGCGCCAGGAUUGAGACGCUUUUGAGUUUUGUGUGUUAUGCUUAAAUGAUGAACGGGUUGUAUUGGCUUUUUGGGGCGGCGGUGGCACUGCUGCUGUGGACGCCGGUAGCACGUUCCGGGUCCGAUUCGGAUUGGGCCUCUUGCGACUCGCAGCUGUGCCGGUGCAAAUGGGUCAGCGGAUAUAAGUCGGUAGACUGCACCAGGGCCGGUCACACUAGCGUGCCCAAGAACCUGAGCAACGAGGUACAAGUGCUGGACCUGUCGCACAACAACAUUCUGGAACUGAACAAGGACGCUCUCAACUCGGUGGGCCUGAUCAACCUUCACAAGCUGAUCGCCCGAAACUGUUCCAUCGAAUCCGUGGACAAAGACGCUUUCCGCGGGCUACUGCUCCUCAUCGAGCUCGACCUGUCCGAAAACCACAUACACGUGCUCCAACCGGCCACGUUCCGCGACUUGUUCCGUCUGCGCAAGAUCUCCAUGAGCGGCAACUUAGUGCAGAAGCUGCCCAACGGCCUUUUCAGUAACAUGUCUUUUCUACAGACCGUCGACUUCAGCAAUUGCAUGAUAGCUCAAAUCGAACCCAAGGUGUUCAACAACGUGACCAAGCUCAGCAACCUAAAGCUGAACAACAACCGUUUGACCAACAUGAAGUCCGAAGUGCUACUGGCGGUGCCCAGUCUGGUGAGCUUGGAGAUCUUGAACAACCCGUGGCGGUGCGAUUGCAAACUCCGGCCUUUCAGGGAUUUGAUGAUGGCCAUGAACCUGUACAUCCAGACGGCCACCUGCGCUGAGCCCGCUAGGUUGCAGGAAAAACUGUGGGGCGCUAUCCAACCAGACGACUUCGCGUGCCUGCCCACCAUCCAGUAUCCGGUGCAGAGCUCCACGUUCGAGCUCGACACCGAAGAACUGACCAUUGGCUGCAAGAUUAUCGGCGAACCCACUCCCAGCGUACAGUGGGUGUUCAACAACAGACCCAUAUCGAAUUACUCGCACGCCGAUUACAAGUUCUCCGUGUACGAGAGCGUGGACAACACAAUGGCCAAGUGGAUCAAUCUGACCGUGUCCCGUUCCCGGCUGAUCGGCAGAUCCGAAUUCAAGUGUAUCGCUCAGAACCCUGCCGGCAUGGAAGAGCGAAAAAUCACCGUCGUCGUUCAGGGUGGCGGCAAAGGCAUCCUGGGCACAGCGGUCAGCGUCAAAGAGUCGUUGCCCAUAGUCGUGGGCCUGGUGGCCGGCAUCUUCAUCAUCAUCCUGCUAUUGAUCGUCUGCUGUCUGUGCUGCUUCAGACGACGCCCCAUCGGCGCCCAGUCCAAGAAAUCGCACACCAACGGAUUCUCUAACGGGGACGUGUCCAACAGGCACGUCACCUCGCUGGUGUCCGAACCGUCCGAACAACAGAAGAGUCUUUUGGCCGUCGUCAAUCCGGUACAAAAACCACCCAGACGGUACGAAUCGUCGCCCACCGGCACCGAAAUGACUGAACUCAAGAGGAAUCUGCUGGACGAGACGUCCAUAAGCGGCGACGGAGAAGACCAGUGUUUCGGUGAAUCGGGCGACGAAUUGGGCAGCAUCGACGGCCGAUCGUACAGGAAAGGCUCUCACCCGCCGGAUUUGUUGGCUUUUCCCCGCGGCGGCCACAGUUCGCCAGCCGGCAGCAUUGUGUCCACCAUUCCGGCGUUCCAGUCGCCCAUUCACAGUCCCAUUUAUUCGGGCACGCUACCGUACAACCGGUCGCAAUCGCCGUUUAGCCCGCGUCCGUCAAUGCCGCCCGCCGGUUACGUGACCAUACCGAGGAGACCGCGCGCGCCCAGUUGGGCAAGUCCCACGACGCCGACGCUGCUGGACGAUCCGUUGGGCGUCGGCCGGCUGUGCGAACCCGUCUACGACAACCUCGGUCCUCGGACCACGGCAGACGGCAGUUCCGUGCUGUCGCUGACCAAAGCGGUGGCGGCGUCGGGUGGUGACUCGGCUGGACGGCUGCUCAGGCCCACGCCGCAGUACAGCCAAACGCUACCGCACAAGACCAAGCUGCACCGCAACCCCGCGCCUCGGUUCCAGGACACGGACUUGGAUAGGGUGCCGUCGCCGGCGCCGAGAUCUCCGGAAAAAAUCGCGCCCAAACCGUCGUCGGGCAAGGUCGUCAACGGCAGCAACGGAUUGCCGCCCAACUAUUCGCCGCUGGUGGACGCAGACGUGCGCAACAGGAGCAGCUGGGCGCCCAGCCGAGUGGGCACGCCCGAGACCGGCGUACUCAAGCCGGCCAGCCAGACGAGCCUCAAGCGCAAAGUGCCUCCCAUACCGCCUCCAAAACCCAAAAAGAACGGCGGCCCCUUAUUCGAGGAUGAAGGUGAAGACGGUACUGAGGUUUGAAAAACCGUCGACGACAUCUAAAAUUGAUCAUCACUCGUACUUCCUCAGUAUAACUUAUUCGUACCUUAUGAUUUUUAGAAAUCAUUGUUGAUUUUUCAUUGGUGUGGUUAGACACCUUUGAAAAUAUCGAAAACGCCAAAAAUAAUAAUAUAUGCUAUGUAUACGUUAAAAAAAAAAAAAGAGUUUUUCACCAUCAAAUUACU
Messenger RNA from Adelges cooleyi (spruce gall adelgid), 3244 nucleotides. RefSeq lists its product as uncharacterized. Bases 717 to 3041 code for a protein of 774 amino acids. Gene Ontology annotation, molecular function: protein binding. Lineage: Eukaryota; Metazoa; Arthropoda; Insecta; Hemiptera; Adelgidae. The record is from RefSeq and is a predicted model, not a curated record. The transcript has 10 exons.